CCCACGUCCCAGCAUAUUUUUUUGCCAUCUUUCACCGUCACUUUUGAUAUAAAAUCUUUGUGCAGUCUCUUACUUUCAUUUAUUUUUUUCUGGAGUGUUUGGACAUUAGGUGUGCUUUUCCUCCUUAAUGUCUCACUUAAAAAAAGCCCCAAAAUUGUGUGGUUAAUUUUUUUAAAGGGAAAUUAGUCUUUUGAGGGGAAGGGCCCACUAGGUAAACCUCCCACCAAAGUGGACUUGUGUCAGCUGUGAAGUUUCCAAACAUGUCUCCAACAGCCAUGCAAUUUCAGCAUCUGUUAUAUUCAAGACCAUUUCAAUUCCAAGUUGCAGAAUCAAAGUCAAAUAAAUCAAUAAAAAAUGUAUUGGCUCAUGAGAUGAAAAAGCCUGUGGGGCAGGCACCUAGGCAUGGCACAAGCCAGGUUCUCAACCAUGCCGCAAAUGCUCUGCCUGUCUUUUUGUCUCUUGCUCAGCUCUUCUCUGUGUUGGCUUCAUUCCCAGGCAAGCUUCCUCCAUCUGGUGAAAAAGAUGGAUACCAGGCGUGCCUUAUCCCCCAGAGGAAGAAGGAGGGAGCUCUUUUCCAAUAGCAUUUCUGUGAGAGAUGCGAUCCUAAGGUGGCCUCCAAGAUUUACACGCAGCUGGUACAAUCUCCGUGAUCAUCGGAAGAACCUGUGAAUGUGAUGGGCUAAGAUUUCUGAGCUUAUGUGGUUUUAUAUGGCAAAGGGAGAGUGUUCUGGUGGGCCUGACCUGACCGGCAAAUCCUCUAAAAGCAGAGUUUUCUCCAGCUGGUUCCAGAAGAGUAAGUCAGAGAGAUGCUCUCUGGUGGGCCCGGAAGCAAGCGAACAUCCACAUUGUGAACUGCCUAUGGGGGCCCCUGGCAAGGAGCUGCAGGUGUUUUCUAGGACCUGAGAGCAUUCCCUGGCCAAUCAUUAGCAGGAAAACAGCAACUCACUCCUAUAACUGUGAGGAAAUAAGACCUGCCAACAACCAGUGAGCUGGGAAGAAGAUCCUGAGCCUCAGAUGAGAACUGUUGCCCCAGCCAACACCGAUUUCAGGCUUGUAAGUUCCAGAGCAAAGAACUCAGCCAUGUCGUAUCGGGACUUCUGACCUACAUUACUUUCCUGCCAUCACUGCUUCAGCCUCUGCCUCCCAGCCUCUUUCUGAGGGAAAGGACAAGAUGAAGUGGAAGGCGCUUGUCACCACGGCCAUCCUGCAGGCACAGCUCCCGAUUACAGAGGCACAGAGCUUCGGCCUGCUGGAUCCCAAACUCUGCUACCUGCUGGAUGGAAUCCUCUUCAUCUAUGGUGUCAUUGUUACUGCCCUGUUCCUGAGAGUGAAGUUCAGCAGGAGCGCAGACGCCCCCGUGUACCAGCAGGGCCAGAACCAACUCUAUAACGAGCUCAAUCUAGGGCGAAGAGAGGAGUACGAUGUUUUGGACAAGAGACGGGGCCGGGACCCUGAGAUGGGGGGAAAGCAGCAGAGAAGGAAGAACCCUCAGGAAGGCCUGUACAAUGCACUGCAGAAAGAUAAGAUGGCAGAGGCCUACAGUGAGAUCGGGAUGAAAGGCGAGAACCAGCGCCGGAGGGGCAAGGGGCACGAUGGCCUUUACCAGGGACUCAGUACAGCCACCAAGGAUACCUACGACGCCCUUCACAUGCAGGCCCUGCCCCCUCGCUAACAGCCAGAGUAUUUCACCACUGAAAGGCCAGACCUGCAGAUUCCCAGAUUAUGAGACACAGGAUAAAGCAUUUACAACCCGGUUCACUCAUCUCAGCCAUGAACGUAUUCCUCUUUAUGUGCAGGAUGCUUUGGUCAUAUUCAGCUCCAAAACAUCACACAGACUGCUGUCCCCGCACUCUUUAAGGGAAUGUGUGCCCCAGGGCUCACAGCCCUGGCCUUGGGCCUGAUUUGCCAGUGGUGCAGGCAGACCUGUCUCCUGGCAGCUACGUGUUCUCCCUGGGAGGCGGGCAUGCUGUCUCUCACAGCUAAGUUGAGUCUGUUUUGUAAAAUCCCCAGAGAAACCACAGAUGCUAGCACUUGCCCUACCUAAUAUCUGUAUCAUCUUGUCAAUGUUUGAGUGGCUUCACCCUGGCUGUAAAUUUGGCUUCUGUUAUCACCACCUCCUUUCAAGGUAACUGUACUGGGUCAUGUUGCACCUCCCUCCCUGGUGAGAGGGCCAGGCAGUGGGGUGGACAGGAAGAGAGCCUAGGUCAGGUGCAGCCAGGGAGCUGCAGGGGCAUGGGAAGGUGGGCAGGCAGGGGAGGUUCAGCUAGGGCCUGCGAGGGCAGCAGGGUGGGGGGUCUCCCUGCCUGGGGCCUCUGUGCCACACCAUUGAACUGCCACGUGCUAUGGGGGCUGGAAGAUGAACAAGACUGACCUUGCUGAGCUGUGCACAAAGUGGUAUAGAGAACAGUUUGGUUCCACGGUGUGAACAAGGUGCCUGAGAGCAAGAGAAGGCCCUUGAUUCACCUCAGGCUUUUGGUAAAUGACAAAACCAUCAUCGCGAAGGCCUCGCAGGAAGACCCGGCACCAUGGGACCUGUAACUGCCCCGCAGACAGUGGCAGGACAGGAAAAACCCCAGAGUACUGGGACACUGCUGUGUCAUUACAGGUCACAGGCCAUGGAUGAAAAACGCUCUCUGCUCUGCCUUUUUUCUACUGUUUUAAUUUAUACUGGCAUGCUAAAGCCUUCCUGUCUUGCAUAAUAAAUAAAUGCUUCAGUGGAAAUGCA
Callithrix jacchus (white-tufted-ear marmoset) is the source of this 2725-nucleotide messenger RNA. It is a transcript of the gene CD247, whose product is annotated as CD247 molecule. Gene Ontology annotation, cellular component: alpha-beta T cell receptor complex; membrane. Gene Ontology annotation, molecular function: transmembrane signaling receptor activity. Gene Ontology annotation, biological process: T cell receptor signaling pathway. NCBI's taxonomy places the organism in Eukaryota, Metazoa, Chordata, Mammalia, Primates, Cebidae. The record is from RefSeq and is a predicted model, not a curated record.